Penicillium verrucosum is the source of this 1593-nucleotide messenger RNA. RefSeq names its product putative GABA permease. Gene Ontology annotation, molecular function: transmembrane transporter activity. The transcript has 5 exons. The record is from RefSeq and is a predicted model, not a curated record. Gene Ontology annotation, biological process: transmembrane transport; amino acid transport. NCBI's taxonomy places the organism in Eukaryota, Fungi, Ascomycota, Eurotiomycetes, Eurotiales, Aspergillaceae. Bases 1 to 1593 code for a protein of 530 amino acids. Gene Ontology annotation, cellular component: membrane.
AUGUCAGUUGAAGACGAGAAGCAAAAAGUGUUUCAAGGCACACCGAGUGAAGAUGUUCGUCUGGAGAAUUUGGGAUAUGAGCAGGAGCUCAAACGUUCUUUCGGGUUGGUAGGGAUGAUUGGCUUUAGUUUCAGUGUUGUGACAUCAUGGACGGCACUGAGUGGUGUGUUCAUUGUUGGAGUAACCUCCGGCGGUCCUCCGGUUAUGGUCUUCAGUUUUCUCGCCGUUAGUCUGUUGACUCUAGCUGUUGCAAUCCCUAUGGCAGAAAUGUGUUCAAUGUAUCCGGUAGCUGGUGGUCAAUAUUCUUGGGUUGCGGCACUCGCUCCACCGAAAAUAGCUCGAGGUCUUUCAUACGUGACAGGAUGGUUCAUGCUAAUCGGUCUCUUGGCUAUGGGUGCUACGAACAACUCCAUUGCGUCCAACUUUGUUUUGGGAAUGGGAAACCUCAUCUUCCCCGAAUUCGAGAUUCAAAGAUGGCAAACAGUGCUUGUUGCCUACCUUGUCGCAUUCCUCUCUGCCGCCGUCAACCUCUGGGGCUCGCAUUUCUUGCAUCGGAUCUCGAAAGCAAUUCUUAUCUGGAAUGUUACCUCCUUCGUCAUCGUCACCGCCACAAUUCUUGCUAUGAACGACCAUAAGCAGCCCGCUUCUUUUGUGUUCCAAGAUUUCCAAAAUGGAACUAGCUUUAGUACGGGAAUGGCUGCGAUUAUUGGUGUUCUCCAAGCUUGUUUUGGCAUGUGUUGUUACGAUGCCCCUUCGCAUAUGACCGAGGAGAUGAAGUCCGCGUCAAAAGAGGCACCGAAGGCUAUCGUUCUCGCUGUUAUUCUGGGUGCUGUGACUGGAUUCGCUUUCCUCGUUACCCUUUGCUUCUGCAUUGGUGAUAUUGAGACCACUGCCAACACAAGCACCGGUGUGCCUGUGAUUCAAAUUAUCUACGACUCCACUGGAAGCAAGGUGGCUACUUGUAUUCUGUCGAGUUUGAUCUCUGUGAUUGUGAUCGUCGCAGGAAAUAACGUUCUUGCCGAAGGCUCGCGAUCCGUCUACGCAUUUGCAAGAGAUAAUGGCUUGCCAUUCUCCAAGUUCUUCAGCAAGGUGGAGAGCAAAACCCACGUGCCUGUCAACGCCGUGCUUCUCACACUCGUUGUACAACUAGCCCUCGAUGCCAUCGAAUUCGGUACUACCACUGGUUUCCAGACAGUCAUCGCCAUCUCAACUGAAGGCUUCUACUUGUCAUACGCAAUAGCCCUUUUCAGCCGUCUAGCUGGCUACUAUACCGGUCACGUAACCAAGCUCGAUGGUCCAUACUCAUUCUCUGUCCCGGUCUCCAUCGCGCUUAACAUCAUCGGACUCCUCUUUCUUCUCUUCGCAGCAAUCACCUUCAACUUCCCUAGCGAAAAUCCGGUUACUCACGAAUCAAUGAACUACACCAGCGCCGCAAUUGGUGUUGUUGCUCUCAUUAGCGGUAUCACAUGGAUCACAACAGGUCGCAAGCAUUUCUCGGGACCUGGUGCGGUUAGUUUCUUGAAUGGUAAGAAUACCGCGACACAAAAUGCAGUGGAAGCAGACGCGCAGUGUGAGGAUGAGAAGAAAACUUGA